This is a messenger RNA of Perca fluviatilis (European perch), 5273 nucleotides long. RefSeq names its product ALX homeobox 4a (gene alx4a). Bases 54 to 1175 code for a protein of 373 amino acids. The record is from RefSeq and is a predicted model, not a curated record. NCBI's taxonomy places the organism in Eukaryota, Metazoa, Chordata, Actinopteri, Perciformes, Percidae. The transcript has 4 exons. Gene Ontology annotation, molecular function: RNA polymerase II transcription regulatory region sequence-specific DNA binding; DNA-binding transcription activator activity, RNA polymerase II-specific. Gene Ontology annotation, biological process: regulation of transcription by RNA polymerase II.
AAGAGAGAGAGAGAGAAGUUUGGUCUUUUUCUCCCUUUCACUGUUUUUUAGGCAUGAACGCCGAGACCUGCAUUUCACACAGCGAUAUGACAUCCAUGGAUUCAUAUUAUAGCCCCUCUGCAGCGCAAGUUAGGGAUCACCAGACGGACCACUUUAGGACAUUCCCAGCCGCUGACACCAAAUACAGCCCCACUGCCUUCCUGCCCAACAAAGGUCAGGCUUACGGAGAAAAGUCCCGGAGCCCCUUCCAGCAGGAGUGCCAGUCAUUGGAUGCCGCCGCAGCUGGGCAAGGCACUUUCAGCAAAUACCACCUCUUCAUGCAGAGGUCUUUUUGCAAAACACCCACCGAGGAGGGCAAACUGCACCAGGAGAGCGGACACAACGGAGCGCUCAUCCCCUGUUAUGUUAAAGACAGUUCAGGUCUGACAGAUUCUGACUUGGCCCAGGACACCGACCCACCCAGCAUGGAUACCAGCUACCUGUCUGUGAAGGAUCAAGGUGUGAAGGCAGCCUCUGAUAGACCACCAGGCACAGACUUGUCAAGCCCUCUGGACAAGGGUGAUGGCGGCGAAAGCAACAAGGGCAAGAAAAGGCGCAACCGCACGACCUUUACAAGCUACCAGCUGGAAGAGCUGGAGAAGGUUUUCCAGAAGACGCACUAUCCUGAUGUUUACGCCCGGGAGCAGCUGGCACUGAGGACUGACCUGACUGAAGCCCGUGUGCAGGUGUGGUUUCAGAACCGAAGAGCAAAAUGGAGGAAACGGGAGCGUUUUGGUCAGAUGCAGCAGGUCAGAACACAUUUCUCAACAGCUUACGAGCUGCCUCUUCUGACGCGUCCUGAGAACUACGCACAGAUUCAGAACCCCUCUUGGAUCGGUGGCAGCAGCGCAGCAUCUCCUGUGCCGGGCUGCGUUGUGCCCUGCGAUACUGUGACCCCCUGUAUGACACCUCACCCCCACUCUGCCAGCGGGAUGUCUGAUUUUCUGGGAAUGCCGAGUCCUGGAGGUCAUGUGGGACAGGCUCACAUGGGCAGCCUGUUUGGAGGGCCUCAUGGUAUGGCUACAGGCAUCAACACGUACGAUCUAAACAUGGACCCUGAUCGCAAGUCCUCCAGUAUCGCCGCUUUGCGCAUGAAAGCCAAAGAGCACAGUGCAGCCAUAUCUUGGGCCACAUGAUGUGCUGAUAGCUGCAGGACGGGGGGACCUCUUUGACCCCUGAGAUGUCUACCCAAACCCAGCAUGGGGUGAGGGGGCACUAUAAUCGAAAACUCUAAAAGGCAACAGUGACUACCUUCAUAAAUGUUGCAAUAAAAUAAUUAUUCAAAUACAAGGACGGGCGAUUACUGCAAGAGAGAACAAGAUUUGGCAAGAUAAGUGGCGUGGCACUGCCAUGUUUCUCAACCCCUCUGGUGGAAAAAAGCAACCACAGUGUGUGGAAAGCCUGGUGGGAGGGGAUGCUGUACUGUAUAACAGGAGUUGUAUUGUAGUUCAGAUGAUAGGCUAAGGAAAAUGUUCGGAAAAUAAUUUCACAUAAAUCCAUGCACUUAUUUGCUAAAAUACAGGAAAUUGUGUUUGUACAGUGCUCUCAGCGUCAUUGUAGUUCUCUUUUCAGGUGCUGUUUUAUUCUUACCUUAUUAUUUAAAUUGUGAGUGCUAUUGUUUUGUUUUUUUUCUUCCUCCAGUCAUUUUGUUACUGGUUUUGUUUUGAAAAAUAGUUCAGCAAGCAUCCUUAAAAAAAACUGAAAUUAUAAUUUCGCUGUUUCAUGAAAUGUUCAUAUUAUUCUAAGGCAAUCUUAAUCAGCAUUAGCACAUGCAGAAGUGUGUAACUUCAGUCACACUGUAUGAUAGUGCUACAGAAAACUUUCUAUAUCCAGCAUAUCUGUCACAUUAUGAAGCUUCUCAGAUUCAAUGCAAACAUCUCAGUUAUAAAAAAAAUGUGGAAGUGGCUCCAGCCUUGAGCAUUUAAAAGUCAAACAGAUUCAAUUUGGUUUGUUUUAGUGUGGUCAGGGUGAGAGAUCCACCUGCCGCACUGACUCAGCCUGCUGAUGGCCAGAGAAAGGAAGGGAUGGAGGAGGAAGUGGUGUGUGGGAGAAUGAGAGGGGCACAGCAGGCCUGCUGCUCUCAGGGCUGAAGAGCCUGGGAGCGCCAGCCUCCAAACAGAGCCAGCUCUGUUUUAAGGAGGACAGACUUCUAAGUGGACAUGACUGCCCUUGCAUUUCCAGUCUCAGGAGUUUCAGAGAGAGAAGUGCCUACUAGUCAGUCAAUCUGCCAGAAAUAACACCGAAACCAGCAGCAGGCACCUUUAAACAAGAGGAGGCUGAGGGAGAUUACACAGAGUGUGUUGACACUUUUAAACACUGAAAGGAUGUCAGUCUUCAACAGCCUUUUCUGGACUUUAACACAGUAGUGAUUGGCUGUCAUGGCCAACAGGUAAAUGGUCAUGAAGCAGUUCUGGCAUAAGCGUUAUUGUAUUUCUUGCUCUUUUUUUGUCUUUAUUUCUGUCAAAUCAAAACAAAGGAAGCCAUCGACCAGAUUAGUGCAGUUGCCUCUGUCGUCUUCAGUAAGAUUUUGACUACAGUCAGUUGGAUGUUGCACCUUGGACGACUCAGCACAGGCUUGAGUAUUACAAAUCAGCUUCAUCCUCCAUCUUAAGACACGCUAAAGUCAUAUUUUAUCACACAAAAAACAUGCUUCUGUUCAUCACAUAUACAUCUAACAUUUCUCUAAAUAAUGUUGGGUGAUGAUAUUCAAUUUUAGCGAAUGAGGCAACAGAAAGAGGCAAGAGGAUUUCUAUGGAAAUUAGCUGAGGUAGAAGCAAAGCCUCAUCAUCAACCAGGCACAGUGGGCAACUGACCCAAGGCCCCAAACUCUCAGAUUCACUGCCAAUUGUUUUUUUGGUAAUUUGAUUACUUACUAAUUUGUUUGUGAUUUUGCAUCGCUAAAGUGCAAUAACAACAGGGUCCCGCAUUAUUAUUUACUGUAAUCUUGUGGCCUUAUCUUGUAAAGGAGCCGUGUGUCAAAAUCUAGUUCUAAAAUUUUUAUUAUUUUUUUAUUUAUAUUGUUUUAAAAGUGGUGUAUAAUCCUAAAUAAAGAGGUGUUUAAUCAAAUAACUGUACAACAAUCUAAUUGGCAUACAGAAACCCUGUGACCAGGUAGUCUGUGAAGGUUCUUUGUCAUCCAUGUCACAGUUAUCCAAGGAUGGGUUAAAACCAAGAGCAACUGGACUUUGGAGGUCCUUCGAAGACGUUUCGCCUCUUAUGAGGGACGAAACGUUUUUGAAGCACCUUUAACAAAGUCCAGUUGCUAUUGAUUUUAACCCUUCCUUGGAUAACUGGGAUCAGGUAGUGUUCCAGUAUACGUGUACUGGUUGGCUGCUCUUAAGUGGGAUGUUUGCACUGUCCUUUAGGAGAACUUGUAGACAACAUGGGCCCGACAGAUAUGGUUAACCUCAAACAGGUUUAUCUGGCCAUGGUAGAUGUGUAAAAAAUGUGUAGAGUAGCAGAAGAAUCAGUGAUAGUCAUUGUGUCAUGUAGUGUCCCAAAGUGUCAGUAUGGAAAAUGCAAGUGUGAAGUUUGAGCCCAACCUCAUUAGUUUUUUUUGGCAAAAUGUGUUUUAGUAAAACCACUAAUGUGUCAGGAUAAAGCACCGUAGAGAAUCGCGUUCCCUGUCUCCACUCUGGUUACAGCCUUUACUCCCUGUUUACUUCUAUCUCGGCUUGGAACAAUAUGUCUUUGUUUGUGUCUGUCUGUGGAAAGAAUAGAGGAGGGGGCCAGCCAGAGAGGAGCCCCAUAUCUAUGAGCCUAAAUCAUAUCCAUGUCCUCAUAUCAUUCAAAUAAUAAAAUCAUAAACCUUGCUUUUCCCCUGGCCUCAUCCAGUGACAGAAAUAGCGGAUGAGGUUAUGCUCCUUUGUUAGAAAGGCCUGAUUUAAGCAAAACAAAGGGUUUCAAGCAACCUGAUACCUUGUAGUCACCUUCAGGCCAAGCAACCAUAGCUAAUUCUCUAAACUGAACCACAUUCAACGUCCAUCUGGGCAGGUAAAAGAAGUGGGGUGCAGGCUAUAAUCUGUCAGCAUAACAGCUCACCCAAGAAUCCCAGAAAUGACAUAUAGUUCUACUCUCCAACCCAGAGCCAAGGUAUAUGCAUAAUCCUGACUAUAGCGUACAUAUCUCUUAAACAGAGAGGGUGUCCUUGCAAAUGUGGACAUAGGGCCCCCUUUGCUCUAGCUGUGGGGUUGGACGGAGGGCGAGCCGCGAGGGCGUCUGCUGUGUUCCGGUGUUCUGGGAAAAGGACAGUGCACACAGCUGCGCUCAGGGGGUAAAUGCAAAACAAACAUGCCUCACACAUGCUUCCCCCUCAGCUGUCAUGGCUCUGCUUUCAAAGAUUCUCCCCCCUCCUUAAUACACACAUACACACUGCUCUGUGCCUCUCCCUUUGCUCACUUCCACUAUGUCCACUGGCUCAAAGCUGCGGCCCCUCUUUCGCAGGGUCCGAGGCACAGCCGCACGCCCAACCUGGGAAGGCUUAUUAAUUAACACUGAGCCAUUUGGAGGCUGUAGACUGCAGUAUUGUGUGUCAGGAUAGACAGGGCCGUCUGUCUUCUGGUUGGUUUAAUGUAGACCGUUUCUCUGCACAGUGCGCACAGACAUACUGGCAUUCAGUAGCUCAGGUUUACACAAUACAUACUCACUGGUUUCCCUCUUCUGUGUAUUUAAGCUGCAUUAUUCUUGGACUGAAACAUCUCCAGUGAUGUCGUCCUCCACUAGGAGCCACAGACACUCUUGAUCUACUUCUAAUUACAUAAGGACUGUUAAUGCGAGAUUAGAGUAAAAGCCUCUCCCUCCUGUAUGCUGCAUAACUACAUCCCUGAGUGAUGAAAUCAUCAUCCAAUUUUCUCAUUUUCUAAUACUACUGAAGUCAGGCAAUCAGUAUAGGAGUAAAUAUAUGAUAAAUAUGUGUGCCGUUGUGUGCAUGCAAAAUGGAUUGGAAUGAGGUGUUGUAAACUCUUGGAAACGUUACUUAAUUAGAUGUUAUGUUUUAUUUUGUGAGAAUGUUUAUCGAGUAUUUGAGUGUAUCACUUUUUUUCAUUUGGUGUUAAAAUUGUAUUUCCAGAGUUGUUUGAACAUUACUUUCCUCUUGAUAUGUAAUUCUUAAGAGUUUCAAAGUUGUUUUUUUUCUCAAAGUUUUUGUGGCUUUAAGCUGUCUUUUGAAAUGAGUGUAUGAAUUUACUCAUGCUUGUGUUCUUUUUUGUGUGAUUAAAGUACAAUAAGUUAUUGCA